AUGAGGCUGUCAUAUGCAGCAGAGAUAAGAGACCCCAAGAAGAGUGGAGCCCAGAUUUGGCUUGGGACCUACGAGACGCGUGAGGAUGCAGCAAUGGCCUAUGAAAUGCAGGGCUCCAAGGCCAAGCUCAACUUCCCUCACCUCAUCGGAUUAGCUGAGUACGAGCCCAUUAGAAUCAGCCCCAAGUGCCGGUUGGCCGACCCUCAGUUGCUGUCUGCCACAUCAAGCGAUUAUGGCUUGCUUAGGACUUCAAAUCAGCGAAGGGGCCAAGCCAAGCCGGAUUUCAAUGCAACAUUUCCGAUUUUGGAUGGAGGCACAUUGAAGGUGGAUGGACGGGUCUCUUUACCUUUCUUGAAGUGUGAACUGAUACUGAUUUUCUCCCCUUUCUAUUUGGGCUUCUGCAAGAUGGCGCACUGCAUGUAG
Eucalyptus grandis is the source of this 423-nucleotide messenger RNA. Its product is annotated as ethylene-responsive transcription factor 13-like. Gene Ontology annotation, molecular function: DNA-binding transcription factor activity; DNA binding. Gene Ontology annotation, biological process: ethylene-activated signaling pathway; regulation of DNA-templated transcription. The transcript is spliced from 3 exons. Lineage: Eukaryota; Viridiplantae; Streptophyta; Magnoliopsida; Myrtales; Myrtaceae. The record is from RefSeq and is a predicted model, not a curated record. The coding region runs from base 1 to 423 and encodes 140 amino acids.